Molecule: messenger RNA, 585 nt
Organism: Rhizophagus irregularis DAOM 181602=DAOM 197198
Lineage: Eukaryota; Fungi; Glomeromycota; Glomeromycetes; Glomerales; Glomeraceae
Source: RefSeq, a predicted model, not a curated record
AUGAGUAUUGAUUCGAUUUUGACAAGAAACAUAGAAGAUAUAGCAGAUACUCAGAUAGAAUUGACAAGAGGAUCGUCAAACAAAAAAUGGUCGCACAGCUGUAGUAAUGUUUCGCAGAAAAAGCUUUUGAGACGCAUUCUUGACGAAUAUCUUUUAAAUAUACAACAAUUGAUUUGGAACGCACGUUGCAAUGAGACAAUAGAGUUCGAAAAACAAAUGGGUAUAGGUCAAAAUCUUAAAAGAAAGAAGAAACGGUUGUCAGAAUCACCGGAAGAGGAAGUGAAAAAUGUUGAUAAAAAAGAAAAUAAAAAACAGAAUAAAAAGAUUAAAAACAUUUUAAAAAUAGAAUUAGAAGAAAAAGUAAAGGAUGACAUAUUUAGGAAGGGAACAUCAAAUGGAGCUAGAAUAGGUAAUCAAGUCGUUAGUAAUUUAAAUUGGAUUGAGGAACAAAGUACACAGUUGGAGUUUGUUGAAAUUAAUAAUGGAGAUGAAAUAGUUAAAACAGAGGCGAAUGCAAUAAUUAAAGAGUUAGAAACAGUCAUAAAGAUAGAUAUGGGAGAAAUUAGUAAUAGAAGUAUUAAUUAA